GCUUAGAAUCUUCUGGAAGCUCCGGCCCUCGCUCUCCAUUCCCAAUCUCCCCCAGUACAAAGCCCUCCUAUACCUAUUUCUCCCGGAAUCGAGAGCUCUCUCAGGAGGAAGAAGAAAAAGAGGGGGAACAACCCUUUCGAUCCUUUUACACGGAAAAUGGCGACGGCGAAUGCGAUCUCCUCGGCAUCCAUGCUCCGCUCCCCUCGCCAGCGGGAGGGCUUGUGGAGGAGGGUGAACCAGGGGCAGAGGCCGAGGCAGCUGGUGGUCCGCGCCAAGGCCAAGGAGAUCGCUUUCGAUCAGACCUCCAGGUCCUCUCUCCAGUCUGGAGUCGAGAAACUUGCUAAUGCCGUCGGUGUCACCCUUGGCCCCCGAGGGAGGAAUGUUGUGUUGGAUGAAUUUGGAAAUCCUAAGGUGGUUAACGAUGGGGUUACAAUUGCUCGCGCUAUUGAACUUGCUGAUCCCAUGGAGAAUGCAGGUGCAGCCUUGAUACAGGAGGUUGCAAGCAAGACAAAUGACACGGCAGGUGAUGGCACCAGUACUGCAUCAGUUCUUGCUCGUGAAAUCAUAAACUUGGGUUUAUUAAGUGUUACUUCUGGUGCAAAUCCUGUUAAUAUCAAGAAGGGAAUUGACAAGACUGUGCAGGGGCUAGUUGAGGAGCUUGAAAGGAAAGCUCGGCCUGUCAAAGGACGUGGUGAUAUUAAAGCUGUUGCUUCUAUCGCUGCCGGUAAUGAUGAGCUUGUGGGCGACAUGAUUGCUGAUGCAAUUGAUAAAGUGGGCCCUGAUGGUGUUUUGUCUAUUGAGUCUUCGUCAUCGUUUGAGACAACUGUUGUGGUUGAGGAAGGAAUGGAGAUUGACAGAGGUUAUGUUUCCCCACAAUUUGUCACGAACCCCGAGAAGUUGACUGUGGAAUUUGAAAAUGCCAAAGUUUUAGUGACCGAUCAAAAGAUUUCAACAAUAAAAGAAAUUAUUCCUUUGUUGGAGAAGACAACACAAUUGAGAGCUCCUCUGCUUAUAAUUGCCGAGGAUGUGACUGGGGAAGCUUUGGCAACCCUUGUUGUGAACAAGCUUCGGGGUAUUCUUAAUGUUGCUGCGAUCAAGGCACCUGGUUUUGGUGAAAGAAGGAAGGCAAUUCUUCAAGAUAUUGCAAUUCUGACAGGUGCUGAGUUGCAGGCCAAAGAUCUUGGCCUGUUGAUCGAGAACACAUCUGUGGAGCAGCUUGGCACGGCAAGAAAGAUCACUAUCUCUCAGAACUCUACAACCAUCAUUGCAGAUGCAGCAACAAAAGAUGAGAUCCAGGCCAGAAUUGCCCAGUUAAAGAAAGAGCUUGCGGAGACAGACUCAGUUUAUGAUUCCGAGAAGCUGGCUGAAAGAAUUGCAAAACUAUCUGGUGGCGUGGCAGUUAUAAAAGUUGGUGCUGCAACAGAGACGGAGCUUGAGGACCGCAAGCUCCGGGUUGAAGAUGCCAAGAAUGCUACAUUUGCAGCUAUAGAAGAGGGGAUUGUACCUGGCGGUGGUGCUGCGCUUGUUCACAUGUCUGCUAGUGUUCCUGCCAUGAAGGAUAAGUUGGAAGACCCAGUUGAGCGCCUGGGUGCUGACAUUGUGCAGAAAGCACUAGUAGCACCUGCAGCUUUGAUAGCUCAUAACGCAGGAGUGGAGGGGGAGGUUGUGGUGGAGAAGAUCAAGGACAGCCAGUGGGAGGUCGGUUACAAUGCAAUGACUGACAAGUUUGAGAAUCUGGUAGAAGCUGGAGUCAUUGACCCUGCAAAGGUGACCAGAUGUGCGCUGCAGAAUGCUGCCUCGGUGGCUGGAAUGGUCCUAACAACACAGGCCAUUGUGGUGGAGAAGCCAAAGCCAAAGGCUCCUGCUGCUGCACCACCCCAAGGCCUUACCAUUUGAGCAUAUUAGGUUCUCUUUCCCUUCCAGUGUUAGUCUAGAUUAAGUCGCAGAUACAAAUAUUAGUGCCAUCGGAGGAAGCGUAAUGCGGCGGGUUUGUAGUGGGGCACCCUUAAGAGUCAUUCAGCUUGUGUUUUCAUAUUCUCAUUAGUUUUUUGAGAUGCUUAAUGAAAUCAAAACUUGCUUGGUGCAAUAAUGCAAAUGGGAGCAUGUUUAAUGCGUUCUUAGUAAUAGCAAGCUUGAUUUGAAAAUAUAUGAAAACGAGGGAAUUUUCUGAA
Phoenix dactylifera (date palm) is the source of this 2171-nucleotide messenger RNA. RefSeq names its product ruBisCO large subunit-binding protein subunit alpha. Lineage: Eukaryota; Viridiplantae; Streptophyta; Magnoliopsida; Arecales; Arecaceae. The record is from RefSeq and is a predicted model, not a curated record. Gene Ontology annotation, biological process: protein refolding. Gene Ontology annotation, molecular function: ATP-dependent protein folding chaperone; ATP binding.